AUGUACCGUACCGGUACACACUUCGCCUUCGAGAUUUGUCACAUCUUGAAACUCACUCUUGAGAGCCGAUUCACUGAAUCGGCUCAAAAAAAGAAAUUAUUAGUACAUGUUACUGACUUGGGUGGUGCGAUCUCAUGGCGGCGUCGCGACCUGGACCUGUCUGUGGCGCUGCGCUCGAUGGUAUUCGUGAACGAGACGGUAUCGUUGCCGCCGAGGCAGUUGGUGUCUGUGGCUUUGGAUCGCGCGUCUGCGUUGCUGGUCGGCGCUCUGGACGUGCAGAGCGUGAGCAUGGCUAGCCUGGCAGUUCCUCGUUGGAGCGACUUCGUGCUGCUGCACCGCGUGAAGAACGGUGGUGAAUGGCAAGUGUCGGGCGAGUUGCAGUCGAGCGAUGCGAGGUGGCUGAAGACUGCGGAGGUGGUUCUGGCGCCGCGCACGGCCAAGUCUCAGGCUAGCCAAGUCUCAGGCUGUGACGGUGUAAACGAACGUGACACUGGUGGACGCGGUGUCGUCGCAAUCCGUGGUGGUGGAGGUCUUUCACUUGGUCCGGAGCAUACCGGACCCUCGGUCUCUGGUGUCGACUGCACUGCUGCAGCCGAUCGUGGUGGAGAACCGGGAGGACGAGCCUGCGUUGGUUUCGAUGGCGGACUUGGGCGCGGAUAUUAUCGCAACACGUUCAUCAACAUUUACAUUGUCAACCACUUUUACCGAGGCCGAGACACGCUUUCGAGCGCUGCUUAG
Phytophthora infestans T30-4 is the source of this 738-nucleotide messenger RNA. RefSeq lists its product as uncharacterized. The transcript is spliced from 5 exons. The record is from RefSeq and is a predicted model, not a curated record. Bases 1 to 738 code for a protein of 245 amino acids. NCBI's taxonomy places the organism in Eukaryota, Oomycota, Peronosporomycetes, Peronosporales, Peronosporaceae.